AUGCCAUGCCCCGAUGAAGGGUAUUGCGAAACGAAGACUGGUUACUGCUGCAAGACUGAGGAUGCCGUCGCAACAACACCAUCCUCAGUGAUUGGAAGGCCGCCACCCGUUCCGGUAAGAACUCGUCCCUGGCGCGGCCAGACAUGCGUCGUGCAAGAAGGAUGCGACGGUGGUGCAGCGUGCAUAUGCGAUAACGGCAACAGGUGCCGGUGCGAGUGUCCGACAGAGCUCGGCUACACUAUAGCCGCUGAUGGAAAAUCAUGCCAAAGAGUGAGAAGACGACUCAAGGUAGUCGAAACUGGACGACAAUCUUCGCGAUUCAGUUCAAAUUCGGACGAGUUAUGCCAUGUCCUGAUGAAGGGUAUUGCGAACGCAAGACUGGAGAAAUGCAAGACGGACAUGGAGUGUUCGUCAGCGUUUUCUGAGUGUUCAACAGGAGGAUGUCGUUGCAAGAAAGGCUUCCAGAGAGAUGGUCGAGGCGGCUGUAAGCCCAUAAGUAAGUUUUUCGUAAAUAGCAAGUAUAGCAGAUGA
Molecule: messenger RNA, 531 nt
Organism: Ostertagia ostertagi
Lineage: Eukaryota; Metazoa; Nematoda; Chromadorea; Rhabditida; Trichostrongylidae
Source: the annotation of a GenBank genome assembly